CAUCAGAAUAGAGCAGAGUGGGGAUUGUAGCACCUAUGACACAACUACAUGCUUUUUCAAACUGCAUUUUUUUUCAUCUACUCCUGAUUUAUAACAACUUGAAUAAAGAAAUACUCAAAUGCAAAUUUGAGCAUAACUUUCUUUAUGAGAAAAAUGCCUCACGAACAUGUACAAUUUUUUAUUGGAGUGGGUCUUUAAAAACAGUCAGGCUUCCUUACUGAGGGAGAGCACUAAGACCCAGUGGAGAGCAAAGGAGGCUGGGUCCUGCUUGCCCACCCGCUGCCUGCUCCCCAAGGCUCUGCAGUUGCUCUGGGUGAGGUGCAGGAGCCUGUGUGAAAGUGUCUUAGGUAAAGGAGCGUGUCAUUCAUUGGUGCAUCCCAGGCUAAAAGACAAGGCCCCUCUUCUCUCUUAAUUUUUUGUCCCACCUCCCUCUCUCUCCCAUGCAUGGAUUGAAGACUUGGCAAGGAGAAGGGGGACAGAGGUGUGUGCUGUGUUUGAAGGGGCAGAGGACGGGCGGGUGGUCUGCGUGAUGACAAGAUUAAAGGGGCCAGGUGAGGAGGAGACUCUCCUCUUCCACCCUCCCUCUCUGUGACGUGGUGUGUAUGAGUGUUUGCUGUGCAUGUGGGUGAGAAAGCGAUACAGGUCGGCUGUGCCUCAGCAGACUGUCAAGCUGCACUGGAAGGAGGAAGGAGCCCUCUUCAGCCUGAGAAUCUUUGCAGCCGAUUGGUACCCUGGAUUGAGAAUGACCUCUGUGGUAUAAUCAUCCUUAAGUGAGUGACAGCGACCAUGACAGAAAGCACAGCCUGAAGUUCCCAGACACCCUACAAGAGCGGAGGAUGGGUGAUGGGCCCGUGAAGUUUAGUGAACUCUUUCCUCUUAGUCCUCUUAGUCUCUCAUGGAGCAUCCUGUCACACCAAGCCCCUCCUGGAACACGUCUCUGUCCACAUUUCCAGCCUCUCUGCAGCCAAAUAUCUCUAACCUGACCUUGCCCAUCACAGGCUCACAAAGCGGGGCUGUCCUGAACCAGUCUUUAGCACUAUGCGUUAUGCUCAUAAUGGAUAUUCUGGCAGUGGUGGGGAACCUGGCUGUGAUGGCAGUCAUCUCUAAAACCCCGCAGCUGCGCAAGUUUUCUCUGGUGUUCCAUCUCUGUCUGGUGGACCUGCUGGCCGCACUGUUGGUGAUGCCUUUGGGGAUGCUGUCGGACUGGAUCCUGGUAGACGAGGCGUUGUGCCGCAGCUACCUCUGCUUGAGUGUGUGCCUGGUGAGCGCUGCCAUUCUCACGAUAUGUGCCAUCAAUGUAGAGCGCUACUACUACAUUGUCCAUCCCAUGCGCCAUGAGGUGAAGAUGACAGUAGGUGUUGUGGUGAUGGUCCUGGUGGGGAUCUGGAUAAAAGCUGUUGUCAUGUCAGUAUUGCCUUUGCUAGGGUGGCUGCUCCAGGGGAGCUCAACUCAGGAGACUCCUGACGCUCCAAUUUCCUCUCAAAGACAUUGUUCCCUUCACUGGACAGGAAGCACGACUACACGCCUGCUUUUCAUGGUCUUCUUUACAUUAAUCUAUUUUUUGUUCCCCAUGAUGAUCAUAUUGGUAGUAUACUGCAAUAUGUUCAAGGUGGCCCGUGUAGCAGCCAUGCAUCAGGGUCCCCACCCCACCUGGAUGGACACGCCACGACAGCGAUCCGAGUCCGUCAGCAGCCACUCCACCAUGGCAGCAAGCCUUGGAGGAACAGGAUCUCGCACAACCCCUCAAAGGACCUUCAGCGGUGGAAAGGCCGCAGUAGUUCUGGUGGCGGUGGGAGGUCAAUUCUUCUGCUGCUGGCUGCCAUACUUCUCCUUCCAUCUCUACUCCGCUAUAGUUUCUACCUCUCCUGCCUCGUUGGCACCGCUGGAGGAUGUGGUCACAUGGAUCGGCUACUUCUGUUUCACCUCCAAUCCCAUCUUCUACGGCUGUCUGAACCGUCAGAUUCGUGAGGAGCUGGGCCGUCAUCUGGCUUGCCUUUUCAAAAGGGCCGGGCCCAGCGAGGGGGAGCAGCUGCCCAGCCGUGAGGCCUCAAUCGAGGAGAACUUUUUGCAGUUUCUUCAGGGCACUGGAUGCAAUCUGGAGCCCUGCAACUACAACAGCAGAGACAGCCCUGAGGAGCCAGAGACUGAGGACUGUCAGGAAUCAGCUGUUGAACAGAACAUCCCAGCUGACUUCCAUAUCCCAGGGCAAAUCCUUGAGGAAACCACAGAGUUCAUGCAGCAGCAACAGCUGAACAAUGAGAUUUGUGAAUCAGAGAACUGCUGCAAAACCGUACCAGCUCUGUAGAUGCCUCAUUUACUGACUCUUUUGCCAUAUCUAAUAAAAAUGUUUAGUUUUAUUCCAAUUUUUUAAAGUAUUUCUUUAGGAUUUUCUUUAAUGAAACUUGCUUUAAAGAAAACUUUCCAGCAAACGGCAAACAUGGUAUUUUCUUUGAAUAUUUACGUUCAGAAGCUUUUCAUGAAAUACACAUUUGUGCAUGUCAUUUGCAUUAUGUACAUUUUUUUGAGCUAUGUGUCGGGCUGUUGUGUUUCGCUUCAUGUCAGCAGACAGACAUAAACCCCUGGUCAUAGUCCAAACAAACCAUAAAAACUUCAAGUGAAUCUAAAGAGGCUCAAAACCUUUGUAAUGCAAACAUGAAAGACCACGAUUGAACCAGCUUGUCAUUCAUCACGUAUUGAUAAAACACAAUGUUUGUGUUGAAUUAGAUGUGCCGCACUGUCCUCUAUUAUUAUUAAUUUCAGUGAUGUUUGUAUUUUAAAAACUAAUUCAAAAAAGCUUAUCACUGCAGAUUUUGUGUUGAGAAAGGAACACUCAAAUGAGUGGAGAAGACAAUCAUUACUUUAAGAGUUUCUUUUUCUGCUAAAGAAAUGCUUUUUCAUGAUGUGUUUAUUCAUCCACUUUGACUCUUUAAACCACCAAAGAACCGAUGCAAAAACUUUCCUCCCUCUAAGGUAAUAAAUUUAGUCUUUUAAAUUCCAAAUGUCUCUCAGUUGUUGAACGGGAUCAUUUCACAUCUACUGUUGCUGGCAUUUAUACCAAACAGCCUGACAGUGUAUUUUUAACCAUUUUCCAGAAUGUUAUUAUCAUGUUUAUCUGUUCUUAGUCUUGUGAUUAUCACCUCCUUACCAAAAUGGGAGACUCGUGAUUUCAGUCCCUUCAACUCAAAGACAAACAUUGUGGCUUGUUUAGUUUGUUUGACUGUGUUUUUUUAAAGCCUUUUGCCGAAAAACAGUAGCUGCGGUGCAUUGGAAUGAUUGGAAUAGCGCUUGGUGUGAACAAACUCGCACGACCAGCCCUCACGAUGUGUGCACUAUUUACAGAUAAACACUGGAGCAGUGUAAAUGCUCUUGUGUUUGUGCAAUAAACAACCCUGCUUUGUUGUGGCUACACACAGCACACAGGUGUGACAGUACUUUCACAUGGAAAGCCUUCCUUUUGGCCUCAAUUAGCAACAGAAGGAAGAUGCUUUCCCCCCCGAUCUCAGGUGGAAUCCUCACAAGUCACACAAGCAGGGACAAAUGCUCCAAAGACCGUUUCAAAACCCAAAUCUCUAAAGUAGCAAAGAUUUUGUCACAUCUUAAUGCACGCUGCCUUUAUCUAUUUUGGACUGCCUCAUACGGGACGGUUGGUCUGAUCACAAGACUCUCCAACACAAGGCAUACAGGAGGGGUUCAGAGCUUGCUGCAAGUAAGAAAAAAGAAAAGAGUCCCUUUGUCGGGGAAAUACAUAAUGUUCCUAAUUUUCUUGCUGUUUGACCUUAUUUUGAUUUUUUUUUUUAUUCAGAGCAGACAUAUCACCACUUUACAAGAUGUUUUCCACUAAUAUGUGCCUGAAGUGUAAAGGAGCAACAAUGAAAACUGAGCAAGGGGAAAUCACUGCCAUGACUUACAGUAUUUCUGUCUAUAUUAGAUAAAAUUUGCCAUUUUUUUAUUACGCCUCCACUUAGAAACAAGUGUUUUUAGAUACCUGUCCUGCUCAUGAAAUGCUGUAAAUUCUGUUGAUUAAGACGCUGAAGACUUGUCUGAAGUUGCACAAGGAAGAUGUCAGUUUUCAUCUCUAUUUUAACAGUAGCUUUGUUUUGCUGAAAAAUCACCAAAGGCAAAGAUAGUUGUUUUUUUUUUCUGUUUUUGAUAACCGUUUUAUUUUGUUUCUAACCUUUAAAGACUGUUACAAUGUUUCUUUACUUCUUCAUCAGCAGACUUCUGUGAAUUUCCAUCAGCUUAAAAGAUUAAAAAAGAUAGUAAAAAAAAUUGGAGUGGAGUGUUGCUGUUUUAUUUACAGAUAUGCUUAGAUCAAUAACGAUCACAUGAGCAAUCCCAACAAUUGUGUCUUUUCUCUUUUGCCCUCCAGUUGCCUCCUCCUGCUUUCUGCCUCCGUGUCAUUGUGUGUUUGUCUGUGUGCGCAUGCAUGUGUGUGUUUGAGCAGGGGUUGCAGGGAGUGUCAGAUUUUUGAAAAGUAGAGAAGUAAAGAGAUAAAAAAGGAAAUACAUUUGAUUUUUUUUCUCUGUAAUAUGUUAACUUUUGUGACAAACAAAAAUAUUUGGAUGAUUUCUUUAACAAGCAUCUUAUAUGUCCAGUUUUGGGAGGAAUUUAAUUUUUAAAUAUCAUGGAUGCACUAUCUUCAGUUUUCUCAUCAUCCACAUUUUCAGAGCCUCUCCUGUGCUAACACAGUGACUCAGAGCUUUCAUGUUGAGCAGUGCAGGGCGCCUCCUGGAGUGUGCAGCCACACUUCAAACAGUUUGACCUUUGUGACAGGAUAUAAGAAGCGCACAGAAAGUCCUCAAAGACAGAUGCCACCAUCAUGACACUCUGGAGCAUUGGCGGGUACACAGCGCACUCAAUCGGUCACCCCAGUUUGAGCAUAAACAACACUUAAAAAAAGGAAAAUAUGCAUUUGUGCAUGUAUAAGAUGACACAGAUGUGAUCGGACUAAUAAAAAAACUAAAAAGAAGAUGGAGGCUGCAUGGAAUAAUAGAUCACAGAUUAGCUCAAUCACAUGAAUUUCUCACUUACUUUCAAAUCCUGAGUCUCUGAAAUUAGUUGUUGCCUUGGCAACCAGCACCAAUGACAGUGGUGAGAGGUUUGCUUUCUGACUAGAGCCCACAAGUUCACAAGACUAGAACUAAGGAAAAAAGAGUUUUUGAUUAGUAAAUUGAUUUAAGAAUACAGACGCUGCAAACAUUUGUGUGACUUCCCUCUCAUAACUUCAGAACCUUGAUAUACAAGUGACAUAAAAAUAUCCCUUUUGGCUAAUGCAGUGUGUACAAACCAUAUACUGUGUUAAAAAAAUAAACUUAAUGAAGCAUAUAUAUAUAUAUUUUUUUUUUUUUCAUUUCUAAAGCCAAUUUUUAUAAAGCGCAGAAAUGAAUUUAGUCUGGUAAAAAAGAAAAAAGUUUGAAAAGACAUCCAUAAAAUUCUGAAAUUUUUCAAAUAAGUCAAUAGUUUAAGUUACAAAAUAGUAAGACAACUUUUUAUCUUUGAACUUGUAUGAAUUUAUGAGGAAAACAAGGAAGUCAACCUUCAGAUCAGGAGUUAACAGAAUCAAAUAUUGUCUUGA
This is a messenger RNA of Oryzias melastigma (Indian medaka), 5575 nucleotides long. RefSeq names its product G protein-coupled receptor 61 (gene gpr61). Bases 896 to 2305 code for a protein of 469 amino acids. The transcript is spliced from 2 exons. Gene Ontology annotation, biological process: G protein-coupled receptor signaling pathway. Gene Ontology annotation, molecular function: G protein-coupled receptor activity. Gene Ontology annotation, cellular component: endosome; plasma membrane; signaling receptor complex. The record is from RefSeq and is a predicted model, not a curated record. NCBI's taxonomy places the organism in Eukaryota, Metazoa, Chordata, Actinopteri, Beloniformes, Adrianichthyidae.